Messenger RNA from Suncus etruscus (white-toothed pygmy shrew), 2066 nucleotides. It is a transcript of the gene EGF, whose product is annotated as epidermal growth factor. The record is from RefSeq and is a predicted model, not a curated record. NCBI's taxonomy places the organism in Eukaryota, Metazoa, Chordata, Mammalia, Eulipotyphla, Soricidae. The coding region runs from base 1 to 2010 and encodes 669 amino acids. Gene Ontology annotation, molecular function: calcium ion binding. The transcript has 16 exons.
AUGAAAGUAGGGCUCCCUGUGGUCCAGCUGACAGCAGAGGGUGCUGACAUGUGGCUGUCCACUCAGAGGCGUCUUGAAACAGAGCAAGGCAGAGGCAGAGGCAGUGAGUGUGGCCCGGAGCCUAAGUCCCAUCUGUGUCCAUGUGAGGAAGGCUUCACUCUAAGCCAAGAUGGGAAGUUCUGUGAAGAUGUCAACGAGUGUGCCCUCCAGAACCAUGGCUGUGCCCAGGGCUGUGACAACAGUCCCGGAUCCUACCACUGCACUUGCCCUGUGGGCUUUGUUCUGCUGCCUGGUGGGAAGCAGUGUCAUCAAUUUGUUUCCUGUCCAAGCAAUGCAUCCGGAUGUAGCCAUGACUGUGUUCUCACAUCACGUGGCCCCAUGUGUCUUUGUCCUGGAGGCUCUGUACUUGAGGCAGAUGGAAAAACUUGUUCUGGUUGCUCAUCACCUGACAACGGUGGCUGUAGCCAGCUCUGCAUCCCUCGAGGUCCAGGAGCCUGGCGGUGCAGCUGCUUUCCUGGCUAUGCUUUGCACCAGGAUGGAAAACGCUGCGUGGCCUCAGGCCCCCAGCCAUCCUUGCUGCUGGCCAACUCUCAGGACAUCCGACAUGUGCACUUUGACGGGACCCACUACAGGACCCUGCUCCCCCCGCAAGGGGGAGGCAUUCUGGCCCUCGAUUAUGACCCUGUGGAGAACAAGAUGUACUUUGCCCAUUCGGCCCAGGGGUGGAUUGAAAGGGCUAAUCUGGAUGGUUCCCAGCGUGAGAGGCUCAUUGAGGAAGACCUGGGGGCACCCGAGGGUCUCGCAGUGGACUGGCUACACCGUAAAAUCUACUGGACAGACAGAAAGAAAUCAUGCAUCAAACAGAGCAACUUAGAUGGGAAACGGCGUAAAAUCAUCCUGCAGGAGGGCAUCUCCAGUCCACACGGGAUAGCUGUCCACCCAGCAGCCAAGAGGUUAUUCUGGACUGAUGUGGGGCCUCAACCCCGAAUAGAAAGCUCUUCCCUCCAAGGCACGGACCGGCUGGUGAUCGCUCGCACCGAACUGGUCUGGCCCAGUGGAAUCGCCAUUGACUACUUAGCUGACAAGCUGUACUGGUGUGAUGCCCAGGGGGCCAGGAUCGAAAUGGCCAAUCUGGACGGUUCUGGGCGCCGAACCCUUGCCCAGAAUGGUGUAGGGCACCCAUUCGCUGUGGCUGUGUUCGAGGACUAUCUGUGGGUGUCCGACUGGGCUCCGCCAUCGCUCAGCAGGAUGGACAAGAGGACUGGGGGCCAGCAUGUGCAGCUGCGGGGCGACCUGCUCAGACCCUCAUCGCUGGCCGUGGUCCACCUGCUGUCAAAGCCAGGCGCAGAUCCCUGUUCGCAUCACAGCUGCAGUGGGGGGCCAAAGGCCAUCCAAAGCUUGUCUCAAGAAAGUUUGGGGAGAACCCAGAAUGGGGAGCCGAUUCUGUCUCUGAAGGGCUCCCAGAGCCCUGAAGCCUGGACCUCACCAUCCGGCCCCGCCAGGGAAGACCAGAACUCGGUGAGAGAAAUAUUCCAGGACUGCCCUCCCUCCCACGAUGCCUACUGCUUGCAUGGGGGCCAGUGCAUAUAUUUCGAGGUGCUGCAGAAGCCUGCAUGCAGGUGCCUUGUGGGGUACCAUGGGCCACGCUGUGAAUACCUGGACUUGCAUUUCCGCAGUGCCCAGCCCUGGCAGCUAGGGGCUGGCACCGUGGCAGCAGCCUGCCUGGGGGCCCUGCUCCUGCUGCUCCUGCUGCUGUUGGGGGCCCUUUACUACCACAGGACUCAGAAGCUGCACCUGAGCUCGGCUAAGAACCCCUCGGAAGCUUCCCUGGGCCAAGGAGGAGCCGGAGAGGCGGGGGCGCCCCCUGCCCCCCAACCUUGGUUUGUGGUUCUAAAGGAACACCAGGACCUAAAGAAUGAAAGAUGCCCAGACCCCCUCAAGCCUGCUCAUGGGGCAGAGGCUGGCCAGCAGCCCCUGCCGAAGUCAGGACCUGUGCCACUCACCAAGUAGAAGAGUCCGCAGUCAUCUGGAGCGAGCCCAGAGCAAGAUUGUUGCCUACUGGCCUC